UUAAACCGGAAGUGACCUCAGCUGUUGUGACUCUCUCGCCUUGCCUACCAUUUCCUUGUACCAGUUAACUGUAAUUUUACCCUUACAAAAUUACUGGAUGGAAAUUUUGCCACAGGAGCUCGACAGUGUGUUGUUAAAGUGUGUUGUUGAAUUGUGUUGUUGUUGUUAAUAACGGAAAUGGCUGCUGCGGUGUUACAGACGCGGAUAACCGCCAUAUUGGACGUGUUAACGAAAGCAGCAGUGGCGGAGAUUAGCCAGCUCAUUCAGGACGACAGCGCUGUGUAUCAGCGGGAAAUGAAACGGAGAGAGGAUGAGAUUGAGGGACUGAAGAAGCGGCUACAGGUCACCGAGAAAGAGCUGAAGAAAGUGCAGGCUACCGUGUUAGCCAGGUGUUCAGUCGGUGUUCAGGUCGAAAUGCUGGCUACAGAUUUGAUGGCAUGCAGAAAAGAAUCACUACCUGGGAACCAUGUGGAAACAUUCCAAAUGAGUUCAGCACAAGAGCUCAAAGAAGAGAAACCACAGCUUCCUGACAAAACACAAAACGUCACAAAAGAGCCCAGAGCUCCACCAGAACCGGCAAAGCAAAGAGAUCCAAGGUGUGAUGAAGAUGAGUUCAGCAGCCUGGAAUUUGAAAUGAAAAUUGAGCAGGUGGAAGAGCUUGUGGAUCAGGAACUGAGCCUUUCAAGAGCAGAUUACAGCAUGGCAGAUCCGAACAUGAGCUCUGAGCACAAAAUGGCCCCGAGAGACACACAUUUGUGGCCGUCCAUGGAAGACAACGCAGCAAAUGAGUUCUCCGUUCCUGAUGGCUGUAUCGGGUUAGAGCAGUAUGAACAGAUUCCCACAGACCAGUGUCUGGCCCAGGUGAUGAAGGAUCCUCUGAACUUGCAUCCUGACAACACAUCCAAUAAACACAUCGAUUCAUUUGGUUCUGCACAUAUUAGGAUUGACAGAGAAAUGCACUUUGAGGGCAACAUUACAAAAGACUCUGAAUAUGGACAGAUUAGAGACAAUUUGAGUCACGUCAAAGCAUCAAGGCCACCAAACAGCCACAAGCACAGACACUCAUUCAGUGCAGUGCCACGCUCACAUGCACAUUUAUCCACUAGUACUUUCUCAAUGCCGGACAUGGCUCCUGUGCGGCAAAACACACAGGCCAGCCAUGUCGGGUCGAAGCCCUUUCGUUGUGAGGAAUGCGGUAAAGGCUUUACUCAGAGGAUGAGACUGAUCACACACAAGCGAAUACACACGGGUGAGAAGCCAUACCACUGCCAGCUCUGUGGCAAGAUGUUUUCAAGGCAGGACAACUGCCUCAGGCAUGUACGUCUACACAGUGCACAAGGGUGGUAAAGAAGCUCCUUUGAUUGUUGGACUGUAUUUCUAAUAAUUAUGAGUAGUGUGAGGAGAAGACAUCUUUACUUCCUGUCCUGUAGACCAUCACACACAAUUAUCAUAUAUCUAGCGGACAGAAAGUCUCUGGUGUCCUCCAGUGGCUGGCUCUGGUCCAGUUUUUACCAUGACCACAACUAGGUUUUAAUCUUUUCCCCAUUGUUGGAUUUUGUGCUUGAUCUUUGUGUGUUUUUAUUCUCUGUUUCAAAUAGAUAUUAUGUAUGUUUAAAAAAAAAAAAAAACACAUAUAAAACUAAAGCAUAUCUAAGACAACUAAAAUCAAAUCUGGUGGAUGUAAGAUUUAGGAAUGACAUACCCCUUGAUAAAACAAUGCUAAUGUGAUCUACUUGGAGAAGAACAUUUUGUGCGUUGUGUUACACCCUUCAUACAGUGUGAAGUCUUGCAGGACACAUUCAGGAGGAAUGCAGGGCAGUGUCCAAAUCCACAUUAUACAUACUACAUAGGACAUCAUUGAUGUACUGACAUAAUAUUUUGUAUUUUAUAUGUAGCAGGGUUUCUCAAUUUUUUUUUUGCAGCCAGGGACUUGCAUAGACCCUGCUGUACAAUAAUAUGUUUGAUAUUUAUUGGAGCUUUUUAUUCUUGAACUCUCCACCAUCACAAACAUUAGGUCCAAGUUGAAAUUAUUCAUAGGCAUACUUGUUUUUUUUAUUAUUCAGUUAUUAAAGUGAUCAACAGUAA
Molecule: messenger RNA, 2085 nt
Organism: Pangasianodon hypophthalmus (striped catfish)
Lineage: Eukaryota; Metazoa; Chordata; Actinopteri; Siluriformes; Pangasiidae
Product: zinc finger protein 165
Exons: 2
Coding region: 178-1347 (389 amino acids)
Biological process (GO): regulation of transcription by RNA polymerase II
Molecular function (GO): DNA-binding transcription factor activity, RNA polymerase II-specific; RNA polymerase II cis-regulatory region sequence-specific DNA binding
Source: RefSeq, a predicted model, not a curated record